AACACUGACAGUAAAAAUGCAACCAGGGAAUGUAAAAGAAGAAAACAAGAUAACAGAACAAUAUGGUUUAAAGUCCAAUAUCAAUUACUGUAACAUAGUUUAGAUAAAAAAUUAUAGAUAAAAGAAAAAAAGAAAAAACCAAAACCAAUCGUAUAUUUAUAUAACAUUUGUGUAACGUGUGCAACAUUUUACUUUGAACUUAAGUUUUUUUUUUCACAAAACACUGUCUGAGCGAGUCAUUCUCUUAACGAAACUAUAAUAAGCGCACAGUAAUCAUUAUUUAUAUUUCUCUCAAACAAUGACUCUAAAAUUAUAUUAUGAUUUGUUCUCACAACCUUCAAGAGCAUUGUACAUAUUUUUCAAAAUGUGUAAUAUACCAUUUGAAGAACAAAUUGUAAAUUUAACAAAAUUGGAACAAUAUACUCCAAAAUUUGAAGCAAUCAAUUCAUUCAAGAAAGUUCCUGUUAUAGAGCAUAAUGGCUUUAAACUUAUUGAAAGUGUAGCAAUUGUGCGUUAUAUAUGCAGAGAAUUUAAAGUAGACGAUAAAUGGUAUCCACAAGAUUCAAAGCAUCAGGCAAAAGUUGACGAAUAUCUCGAGUGGCAACAUCUUAACACAAGACUUUUUUGCGCAACAUAUUUUUUGACAAAGUUUCUUAAUCCGCUAAUGCGGGGCACACCGCCUAAACCGGAAAAAGUAGCUGAAGCCGAAAAACGUAUGAACGAUUGCCUCGAUAUUAUCGAAACGAUAUGGUUAAAAGACAAACCAUAUUUAGUAGGAAAUACAAUUAGUGUGGCUGAUAUAUUUGGUGUUUGUGAAUUGGAACAAACACGUCUAGCUGGAUAUGAUCCAAAAAAAGAAAGACCGCAUUUAACUGCGUGGAUGGAAAGAAUUGCUAGAGAAACAAGUCCUCAUUAUGAAAACGCUCAUAAAUAUUUAAAUAAAUUAGCUAAAGCUGAUUCAACACAGCAAUUCGGUGUUAAGCUUUAAUUUUUGCUCAUGUAGAGCAACAUUCGAAAUAUACUGUUUGUGUUUAUAGGCAGAUAAAAAUAGUUUUGAUGGUGUUGAUAUUUUUAAUCUUAUAGAAUGUA
Messenger RNA from Pseudomyrmex gracilis, 1089 nucleotides. Its product is annotated as glutathione S-transferase theta-3-like. Gene Ontology annotation, biological process: glutathione metabolic process. Gene Ontology annotation, molecular function: glutathione transferase activity. The record is from RefSeq and is a predicted model, not a curated record. The transcript is spliced from 5 exons. Gene Ontology annotation, cellular component: cytoplasm. NCBI's taxonomy places the organism in Eukaryota, Metazoa, Arthropoda, Insecta, Hymenoptera, Formicidae. The coding region runs from base 299 to 988 and encodes 229 amino acids.